AUGAAGUUGUCAAGGAGGGCGUCCGAGCUCGUCGGUGAAUUCUGCUUCAGUGAUUUCUUCCCCCACUUGGGUUGGAUGGAUAUUGUGACAGGAUUGGUGAAGAGAUUGAGGGAAACUGCAGAGGGACUUGAUGCUUUUCAAGGAAUGUCAAAACUCGCAAGACAGAAUUGUGUCAACAACGCUGGAGUGGGCGAUGGUACGCCUUAUCAAAACCCAACCAAGAUAAGCAAAGCACAAGAAGAGGUUGCACACUCCAGCCCCUUUCCUGUUUCCUCGAGAAUUGACCCAGAGUACCAAGCUGGAAGGACAAGGAAUGGGCUAGGGAAGGAGGAAGGUAAGGGGGGAAGGGGGGAGCUUGAACAAAGUACGGAGGAGAAAAAUAGGGAAUGGGUAGGCCAGGGCGGUGACUCGGACAGCAAUGUUAUAUUGUGCAUUGGUACUCCCGGAUCUUUAAGGGGCAAUCAGGAGUCCUGUAGGGUACGGGGUGACGUGGGAAGCUGGGGACGAAUUUCUUCUUACGGGGUUUUGGUGAUACACCCCUGUAUUGAGGAUGGAGAUUUGCCCUUAGGGUAUGGCUUGAGACACCUCAGAGGGAGUUUGGGUGUCAGCAUUCAUGUAUUCACACGUGGUGUAACGCCCAGUGGUGGUAGCCGUCACAAGCUGAACCUCUCCUAG
Messenger RNA from Thlaspi arvense, 675 nucleotides. NCBI's taxonomy places the organism in Eukaryota, Viridiplantae, Streptophyta, Magnoliopsida, Brassicales, Brassicaceae. The record is from the annotation of a GenBank genome assembly.